Penicillium coprophilum is the source of this 1452-nucleotide messenger RNA. RefSeq lists its product as uncharacterized. Gene Ontology annotation, molecular function: oxidoreductase activity; copper ion binding. The record is from RefSeq and is a predicted model, not a curated record. Lineage: Eukaryota; Fungi; Ascomycota; Eurotiomycetes; Eurotiales; Aspergillaceae. The transcript has 8 exons. Bases 1 to 1452 code for a protein of 483 amino acids.
AUGAGGCCGUCUAUCCUGUUUUGUUUUGUCGGGCUAGGUGCUGCUUUACAUCUUCUUCCACCUCGUCCGACGAAGAUAUUUGAGCUCACUCUAACUUGGGGUACCGAGGCGCCCGAUGGGGUUGAGCGUCAACAAGCCUUGAUUAAUGGCCAAUUCCCUGGCCCCCCUCUCAUCUUUGACGAGGGCGAUAAUGUGGAGGUGACAGUGAACAAUCUCUUGCCAUUUAACACCACCAUGCAUUGGCAUGGCAUUGAAUGUGCGGAUUCUAUAUUGAUCAAUGGCAAAGGUAGAGUGCGCUGCGUCGACUCUGCCUAUUUGACCACCCUGACUCCUGCCCCAUUGGUCCCUCUGCUCCAGGGCAAGAACUACACAGACAAAGGGUGUCUUCCAGUUCAAAACACCUAUGCUCAAACAACAUUCUCUCAGCACAAUUACACUGCAAUCCCACCUUCAAUGUUUGAUGAAUGCAGUGCGACGGAGUCUAUAGAGGAAGUGGUUAGAGUGGAUCCCCGGAAAGGUUGGGCAUUGACACUUAGUAACGGUGCUCGCUACUCCGUUCUGGUUCAACUCAAUAACACGCCAGGUAACUACCUGAUUACAGCAGCCAAUGCAGGACUGAAUCAAAAGAUUGCCGGGUACGGCGCUUUCUCCUAUGUCAACGGUGACCCCUCCGUUGUGGGUAAACCAUCAAUCGACUAUGCUGGAAACAACAUGAGUGCAGAAGUUGUUGUCUUUGACGAAAAUAAGAUUAAGCCACUCAUCCCGAGUCGGCCUAGAGAGGAAGCCGAUCAAACAUACGUGCUCACUAUUGGCCGCAUUGAAAAGGCUUGGAAAUGGUCUCUCAAUGGGCAGCAUUCCUAUGGUCUGUCUUUGGAGUCAGAGAAGCCGAUGUUAUGGGAUCCCCUGUCAUAUGCAAACAGUGACCUGGUGAUGGCUACGAAAAACGAUACCUGGGUAGACAUUGUUUUCGCGGUGCCUGGCAACGCAUCAACUCUCCAACCAGGUCAUCCGAUUCAUAAGCACUCCAACAUGGUUUAUGUUCUAGGUGCCGGCAUGGGCGAGUUCAAGUGGACUUCUGUCGCAGAGGCUCAACGGGAGAUCCCAGAGAUGUUUAACCUGGUUGACCCUCCAAUGAGAGAUACCUUCACAACGCUUCCUGCCUUGCUAAGCCCAAGCUGGUUAGCAGUCCGCUAUUAUGGUAGGCCUUCCUAUCGCUUUCUGUUUCACUCUCUCCCCCCCUUCUCUCUUUGUUUUUCGAAGAAAAAAAGACUAACAUGUAUCAUAGUACAAAAUCCUGGGUUUCGACUAACCAACCAGGCCUUCUUCCUCCACUGCCAUAUCGAUCCACACCUCACUGGAGGAAUGGCACUCGCAAUAUUGGACGGGAUAGAUGCGUGGCCUAGAAUUCCUGAACAGUAUGGCCCAAAAGGCCAUUGGGGGAAAGCCACCUGA